Callorhinchus milii (elephant shark) is the source of this 2627-nucleotide messenger RNA. RefSeq names its product pseudouridine synthase 10 (gene pus10). Gene Ontology annotation, biological process: tRNA pseudouridine synthesis. Gene Ontology annotation, molecular function: pseudouridine synthase activity; RNA binding. NCBI's taxonomy places the organism in Eukaryota, Metazoa, Chordata, Chondrichthyes, Chimaeriformes, Callorhinchidae. The transcript is spliced from 18 exons. The record is from RefSeq and is a predicted model, not a curated record. The coding region runs from base 145 to 1728 and encodes 527 amino acids.
CCAUCCCCAUCUCCGAGGCCGCUCUCGGAGUAGGUCAGGUCAGAUCAGGGUGAUAAACCGACUUACGUGGGUCGGAACGCGUGGGUAAAACAAAUACUUAUUUAAAAAGAUCCAGCUUUUUUGUGCAGUGAAGGAUUUGAAGCCAUGCUUCCUCUGAAGGAGAAGGACAGAGCAGUGGUGCGGAUGCUUCUCUCUGCAGGAUGCUGCCCCCGAUGUGUACUAAGAUUCUGUUUUGUCGGAACACAGACCCUCUACAGGCUUUCAUGCAAGGAGUUGCGUGCGGAGCUGCACAGGUUCUUGAACGACGGCGACGCUGAAUCCGAAGAGACGGACGAACUUCAGCCCCCUUCCAAGAAAGUUCGGCUGCAGGGCGCCGGGGAGAGCGCUUUAGACCCAGAGCAAAACGGCAGUGCAGCCAGCACCCUGCCGGCAGAGGAGGUCCAUCCGGGUGACAGAGCCGGAACCUGCACCGUGUGUCUGGGUGUGUUGCAGGCACUGUGCGAGAAGGACUUUGUCAAACUGGUGUGUGGUAAGGUUGACUCUGCAGAUUACCAAUACAGCAGCCUUGUGUUCUCAGUUUCAUUACCUCCACAACUUUUAGUCAGAGAGCAUGCCACGUGGUUGCUGGUAAAACAGGAAGCGGGACAACCAGGUUCAUUAACAAAAGAUGACGUGUUACAGCUGAAGGAAGUCUACAAGUGGUUGACCCACCCUCUCCUUUCUGAGGAGCUGGGGGUGCCUGUCGAUGGCAAGAGCUUAUUUGAAGUGAGUGUGAUCUUCGCCCACCCUGAAACAGAUGGAGAUUGCCAUUUCCUGGCCUCAGUAUGCCGUGACUGUUUUCGACCAACAAAAAACAAGCAGUCAGUUUUCACACGAAUGGCAGUGGUGAAAGCCUUGGAGAAGAUAAAAGACGACGACUUCCGACAGCAGUUUUGCUUAUGGCCUGAAGCUCCUAAGACUGCCUGCAUUGCUGAGGAAAUCCAGUGUUCUCACACCCCGGUCUAUGUGGCAGGAAGAUACAACAAAUUCUCCAGAAAUCUACCGCAGACACCCUGGGUGAUAGAUGGAGAAAGGAAAAUGGAGUCUUCGGUGGAAGAACUCAUAGCGGAGCCACUGACGGCGAUGUUUAAAUCAGAUAGUUUCAAUUUCUCAUCUUCAGGAAGAGAAGAUGUAGACGUCAGAACCUUAGGAUAUGGCCGGCCCUUUGCAAUUGAAGUCUUAAAUCCACAUAGAUGGUCCUGCACUCAGGAAGAGAUCACAGAGCUUCAGCAGCAAAUUAAUAAGUCUACUGAUAAAAUCCGAGUUCGAGAUUUACAGAUCGUAACCAGGGAAGCAGUGGGCCAUAUGAAAGAAGGUGAAGAAGAAAAGACCAAGUGCUACAGUGCUCUGAUAUGGACCCAGAGAGCGAUAGAAAGGAGCGAUAUCAACUUUCUUCAGGACAUGAUGGAGCUAAAGCUUGAUCAGAAGACUCCACUGCGGGUUCUCCACCGAAGGCCUCUGGCUGUAAGGUUCCGUGUAAUACACAGCAUGAAAGUGGACUACAUAGAUCAACAUCAUUUCCGCCUUUACCUCAAGACCCAGGCUGGCACCUACAUUAAAGAAUUUGUACAUGGGGAUUUUGGCCGCACAAAGCCAAACCUCGGGAUUCUGAUGAAGACGACGGUGGACAUUCUCGAAUUGGAUGUGGAGUCUGUAGAUGUUGACUGGCCGCCCAGAUUGGAUGAAUGAAGUGCUGACAGUGAACUGGAGUUGGUAACCUCGGACAUGAAUCAUUCGGGAUCACUUCAAACCAGCGCCCAUUCCCUGGUUGCAAAUGGGCUGCUGGAGCUGACGUGGGCUUUGAUAGUAAAGGAGGGGCUUUUGCCCCCUCGAAAAAAUUGUUUUAUAGGUUUAAUGGAGCGUGCAGUUUGCAAUGUUAAAUGGUUAGAGAGAUACCUGCGGCAAGUUAGAUAUGAUUUAGUGCCUUCUCUCGCCCUGCGGGGAGCAAUCCAUUAGCUUCCAAUCCCCCAUUUGCACAGCGACUGUUAAUAUUUGUUGAGCCACAUGCGACUGAGUCAGUAGCUAGGGGGAACGGUGUAAAUGGUGCUUUUGUUGUGAAGUUAUCUGACAAAAAAGAUGCGGGGGGGCAGCCCGUGAUAAAAUGUGCCUUGAACUGCACCGUUAAUUCUGCUCCACGGCAAACUGCUGCAGUUUAAAUUCUUCCUGUGACCCCCACCCCCCCCUCACCCCCGGUAAUUUCAUCAGGAUUGCUUUACAGGAGACUGAGCUGUUUUUAUCAUCCUCCAUCUGCAUUGCCGUGCCACAAUCUCCUUGCGAAUGAGAUGAACGGGAAGCUUCAGGGAAGCAUCUUUGCUGAACUUGUCGCAUGUGUAAACCAGCUGUGAUCCGCAGUGGGUUGUAACGCUGAUUAUGCCGAGCCGUUUUGAUGCGUUGUGGCUCGAAGGUGAAAGAUAUUUUGUGGCGUCAGGAACAACGAAAGAAGUGAAAGUGUAAAUAUCGUAAAAUGUAAUGUCUCAGUUUGUUUCGCGAAAGAAAGUCUAUGUAAAACCGGUUUCACUCUCCAAUACGAUUUUAAAUGCAGUUUUUAAUCUCUGCGCUUGUUUUCAUUAAAAAUCACCUUAAACCAA